GGACCCAACGGCCUGCCCAACGGCCACAACGGCACCCCGCACGGCAUGCCGGCGCCGCCACCGCCGGGUGCAGGCACGGGCAUCCCCAAGCCCACCGCCGCCGUCAAGGGCACGAGCAAGCCCGCCAGGCCGGACAGCCACCACGGCUCGCUCAUCUCGCUCAAGGACGCCAGCAAGGACCUGGUGAUCAAGCCCAGGCAGUCGCCCACCAAGGACGAGGCGGCCCUCAACCACUACAACAACCCCGUGGACGUGGUCAACUCCAUCAACGGCGGCCUGAGCGUGGCGCUCGUCAGCCCCUUGCAGCAGAGCGACCUCAACGACUCCACGCGGACGGACUCGCGCACGGACUCCUCCAAGGCGGACUCGUCGCUGUCCAACUCGACCGGCCACAGCAACUCGUCCGACGGCAGCAUCGUGUUCCGGCCGAGCGACUCAGACUGCAGCAGCAUGAUCAUGAGCAAAGACUCAAACAUUUCCAACGGCCAUGCCAACGGCGUCCCCAACGGCCAGGCGAACGGCCACGUCAACGGCAACGGCCACGGCCAUGCCGCCGAGGGCUCCUUCGACGACGAGGACUCGACCAUGAACGUGAAACCGAUGCAGCCCUUGCUGCAGGGCUACCACCGCACGGGCCGCGGCCUGGUGGCGCCUCAGGGCGGCCCGCAGCCCGCCAAGCAGCAGAAGUACCCCGCCUACAAGGUGGAGCCCAAGCGGUCGGAGGCCGACGUGGAGGCCGACAUGUCGUCCGGCUACAUGUCGGACGGCGACGUGCUGCGGAGGCGGUCCAACCAGUGCGGGCUGCCCGACGUCGCGGACGGCUACAUGUCGGAGGGUGGUCACGGCGCCAUGGCGUACCGCGGCGCGCACGACAACCACAGCCAGUACUCCCCCGCUGGGUGCAAAGACGGACAAGUGCCGCUGCAGCCAGGCAACCCGCAGCGCGCCAAGCCUCGACUGGACCAGAGCCUUCCCCGGUCCAUCGGCGAGUUGUCCGCCAGCCGCGGCGACGGACCUCAGGUGGUGGGCGGACUGGUGAAGCAGCCCCUGCAGCACCCCCACCACCCGCAGCAGCAUCACCAGCAACAACAACAGCACCAGCAUCAUCAACAACAACAGCAUCAUCAACAACAACAACAGCAACAACACCAGCAACAACACCAGCAACAACAGCAACACCUGCAGCAGCAGGCACAACACCAGCAGCAAAACCUGCAGCAAACCCUGCAGCAGCCACAGCAGCAGCAUGGGGGCGGCCCGCAGGUCGUGUACCGCGUGGUGGGAUCCCGUGCGCACGUCAAGAAGACCGACAGCGGCCAGCAGACGGACAACGGCGGCUUCCGGCAAAUUUCGAACGUUCAGUGGAAGAAGUUCGUGGAGGGGGACCGCGUGCCGGAGCUGCUGCGGCCCAAGGGAGACGCGGACGGGCUGAGAGAGCGCGAGCACCCGCGGGACCACUCGAGGCACGUCACCUGCACCAGCGACUACAAGUCGUACUCGCUGACGGGCCCCGCCGCCAGCCAGCUGUCGCAGAGCGUGCGCGACCGCCUGAUGCAGGGGUCGCACUCGCUGCCCAGGAACGCGUCGGGCGCCAGCGCGGCCCACGAGUACACGCUGCCGCACCGGCCGUACCGGCCCAGCGACGGCUCGCUGUCCGACUCCAACUACACGGACGCGUACUACAACAACAGCCCCUACGGCUCGUGGCUGCGGCACAGCGCGCACGGCGGCAGCACCUCGGCCACGGCCUACACCGCCUCGCUGCCCACGCGCUCCAACAAGUACGAAGCCGGCAUGUCCGAGGCGGACAGCAUGGAGUCGCUGAGCUCGCUGCCCGCGCUGCAGCAGCACCGCGCCAGCCUCACGCACCCGCGGCUGCAGUCGGCGCGCCUCAACCGCAGCAACAGCAUCCGCUCCACCAAGUCCGAGAAGAUGUACCAGGACAUGCUGAGCUCCACGGGGCUGGGCGGGCUGGGCUCGAGCGCCAGCAUGAGCGGCCUGCCGGGGCUGCAGGGCAUGUCGGGGCUGCAGCCCAUGCCGCACCACCACUCGUCGCAGCCCACCAGCCCCACCGCGGGCCAGCUCGCGCAGGGCGCGUCCAGGUUCAACUACCCGGGCAUGUCCUCCAUCUCCUCGUCGGCGUCGAGCCACGGCAUCAGCCGCAACAGCAUGUCGCCGUACUCGGGCAUGAUGAAGAUCAACAACAAGGACGACGACGUGCACGGGUCUUCGGUGAGCCUGGUGUCCACGGCGUCCUCGCUGUACAGCACCCCGGAGGAGAAGCAGGCCCACGAGAUCCGCAAGCUGCGCAAGGAGCUGGGCGAGGCGCAGGAGAAGGUCCACACCCUCACCAGCCAGCUGUCCACAAACGCUCAUGUUGUGUCCGCUUUUGAACAGUCUCUGUCAAAUAUGACGUCGCGGUUACAUCAACUGACAUCUUCGUCAGAAAGAAAGGAUUCGGAACUUAUAGAGCUGAGGCAAACUAUCGAACUCCUAAGAAAGCAAAGUGUGGAAGCAGGCUUAACAUCAGCAUAUAUUCAAAAUAUGUCUCCUAAUCUGACCAGAAGACAUACUGUUACCGAUGGGGAAGGAAUGACUAUGUCAAGACAACUAUCAACAGACUCUGUUUCGAGUCUUAAUUCUCUCUCAUCAGCCUGUAGCCAUUCAAGUUCUGCUCAUCCUGCAUGUGGGUCUCCUGGUAAUAAGAAAAAGAAAGGAUGGCUUCGCAGCUCUUUUAGCAAAGCUUUUUCUCGAUCGAAGAAGAACAAAAAUGGCUCUGUGUCUGAUGUGGAAGAUGCACGUGGGAUACACUCUGACCUCUCAGCACCUUCAUCACCCCUUUUAAACGGAGGAAAUGGUACUUUGUCUUCAUUAGUGAACCAGAACACAAAGUUGAGCCAGUCAUCAUCUGCAAUUUAUCCUGGGAAUGGUACUUCAGAUGACACUGACUGUCCUGAGUUAGUGGAAGAACUGCGAAAACAACUUAGAGAAAAGGACCUGGUGCUUACUGAUAUUCGUCUGGAAGCAUUAAGCUCCGCACAUCAGUUAGAGAGCCUAAAAGAUACAGUCAUGAAAAUGAGGAAUGAAAUGCUUAAUUUAAAGCAGGAUAAUGAAAGACUUCAAAGGAUUGUUACCAGUAAAUCUCUAACAACCUCUCAGUGUUCCUUAGCAAUGGAAGGUUUAGAGAGAAGAUUUAGUAUGACCGAUGCCACCAAUUCUAAUAUAGAUUCUGUUGAUUUUCUGAACAACAGCGGGGGUUCAUCAACAAGCACUAUGUCAAUGGCAGCCUUAGCUGCCUUAGAUCCUGAUGGCAAGCGAACCCCUGUUGCUGUGCUCUUGGGUGCUCAUGGUAGUUAUGAAAGGUACAUGGAAGAGACUGCAGAAACACUGCCCCAAAUGUGUAGUGUGGCUGCAAUUGCUGUGUCAGGAAAAACGAAGUGGGAAGUUUUGGACACUUUAAUAAAACGCCUGUUCAAAGAAUACCUUUCGAGGGUUGACCCAACUACCAGCCUGGGUUUGGGCACAGAAUCAAUAGCUAGUUACCACGUGGGGGAGGUGGUGCGGUACAAAGAAUCACCGACACCAGAGCUCCUGCCUUGUGGCUACCUUGUAGGCAAUGCAGACUCCAUAACUAUUUGUUUGAAAGGGGCUGUUCACAAUGGCAGUGUCGAUGCGCUUGCAUUUGAGACUCUCAUCCCAAAAUCCAUCAUUCAAAGGUAUAUUUCAUUGCUCACUGAGCAUAGAAGAAUCAUUUUAUGUGGACCAAGCGGUACAGGGAAAUCUUACUUGGCAAAUAAAUUAGCUGAGUUCUUGGUACUUCGAAGUGGGAAAGAAUCAACUGUGGAAUCAAUUGCAACUUUCAAUGUUGACCACAAAAGUAGCAAAGAGCUGCGACAAUACCUAGCUAACGUGGCUGAACAGUGUGAGAAUAAUGCUGCAGAUUUACCCUCAGUAAUUAUUUUGGACAAUCUGCAUCAUGCAGCAUCCCUUGGUGAUGUUUUUAAUGGAUUUUUGAAUGCAAAAUACAACAAAUGUCCAUAUAUCAUCGGAACUAUGAACCAGGCCACAUGUUCUACCACUAACUUGCAACUUCACCAUAAUUUCCGAUGGAUUCUCUGUGCUAAUCACAUGGAACCAGUAAAAGGAUUUUUAGGAAGAUACCUUAGGCGCAAGUUGCUUGAAUCUGAGGCAAGAGAAGGAUCCACCAAUUCUGACAUGGCAAGAGUAUUAGAUUGGAUACCAAAGGUUUGGCAGCAACUUAACAAGUUCCUUGAGGCCCACAGUUCAUCUGAUGUUACCAUUGGGCCGAGGCUGUUCCUUCCAUGCCCCACAGACCUUGCUGGUUCUCAGAUUUGGUUCACCGAUUUAUGGAACUACUCCUUAGUGCCAUACUUACUUGAAGCUGUUCGUGAAGGAUUGCAGUUGUAUGGGCGUCGUGCUCCAUGGGAAGACCCCACUGUGUUUAUUGUUCAAACCUACCCGUGGACAGAGGAUGCAGUUCAAGGUGGUCAUGAAGCUUUGUUAAAACUCCGUGCUGAAGAUGUAGGGUAUGAUAUGCAACCAAUGAUUGCUGGUGGAAGCAGCAUACGAAGCAUUAGUUCUACUCACAGUGAUACAGACGGUGAUCCUUUACUGAACAUGCUAAUGCGCCUACAGGAGGCUGCCAACUACUCCAGUCCACACAGCAACGAUUCAGAUUCAGCAAGCCAUGACUCUCAUCCUUCUAGUUCACACACUGACUCAGUAAGCAGUGCUCAUGCUCGCCUGGAAUCUUCACUGUAAUGUUAUGAACUUUUUUAAAAUGAGCAUUUUAUUGUGACAAUGCAAGACCAAAGAGAUUUUUUUUAAAUCUAGUUAGGUGGACCAUUUGCUUGUUGCCUUUCAAUUUUGAUCUUGAUAUCAAAAAAAUUAGAAGUGGAAGAAUAGGAAACAAUAUUCCUCUUCUUCCAGCUCAGUUGUUAUUGACUGGGGUCAAUGGGGUUAUGCAAGUCAUAUGCAGCAAGUGAAUGUUGGAUUGUGCUAAAUACAGAAUAUAUCCUACAAUUUUAGUGACAUGACAUUUAUUCACGAAAUGUUUUGGCAGAUGCAAUGGAGAAGUAGACUGGAAAGAAUCAAUAAUGUUGCGGAAGAUCUGAGUGGACUGAAGGUUUUGAUUUUAAGGAAUCUCAACCCUACUUGAUUUGAUUUAACAAGAAAGCGCUUCUUUCUAAAGAAAAAAGUGUAUAUUCUAAAAAAAUAAAUCAAAACCAUGAGAAAGAUCUCUCUGAUGAAUGAUGCAGCUGUCAAAUAUGGUUUAUCGUAUUGGAUUGCUGCCACGACUGACCUCAUUUCUUCUUGCAACAUUUUAAUUCAUAAUAUUGCCUUGUGUAUUGGUAUGCAAAUGUUUCACUGCCAGAAGAAGAACUAAGUGUUCAUAUUCAUGUAAGGUAAAUGUUGUGUUAUUGUUCCAGCAACAUGAUAGUUAUGUUCCGCCAAAUGAUAUUUUAGUUUUUGUCUUAAUUAUUGGAAGAAGUGUAACUUUCGCUUUUUGCUGUAUAUUGAAAACAGUUGCCAAAGUGUAUUAAGAGGUGUGGAUAGAACACUCAAAUAAUGUAUUAAGGAAGGGUCACCCAAUUUUAAUUUCCACCUGUACAUUACCCUGAAUAUUAUGUAUAGAAAAUUGAAUCAGUAUUUUAACUUGUAAGAAAAUUUCAAGCCUUGAAUGGUUUUAAUGUUUGGAGCAUAAUCUAAUAACCUUGCUCUUUGUUAUUCAGAAUAAUUCUACUUGACUUUUGCCAGUUAUGUUUGUUUAAGUUUUGUUUUAUUUACCUCAAUGUGAAUGAAUCUAAGACUGCAGUACAUGGAGUACAUGUACUUGGAGUACAUGUAUGGGAAUGGAACUAUUUCCCUUAACCAACCUACCUGUUAUCUGAAACAUAGUUAAAAGAGAACAAUGCAUUUUCUUACAUUCUUCAAAAACAGAUAUUUUUUAAAACUCUGUAAAAAAAAUUUGAAACGUAUCCUACAAACCCUUCUAGCAGCUAAGUUAGGUAACUUGCAACCUUAUGUCGAGUAUCCUUGACACAAUAAAUUUGCUUGGACCAAAUUGUCCAGAACAAUAAUUAAUUCAAUGUAGACAUUUUUAUCGUCAGAUUUUUGAAGACUUUUUUUGUGUGGUUUGUUAACCUUGGUUGUAAACGAGUAAAGGUACUGUAUAUCUAAUGGCUUCUACUGCAGACUGCUAUUUUGAAAAAAAUAGGCUAAUUUGAAAUUUGGAGGGCUAGGUAUGCUAAGUCAACUUUUUAUGAUAAUAAUUAACUGUAUGAUUCUUUCAGAACCUAAUGUCAAGGUCUCUUUCUUUUCAAUAAAAAAUUGGAAAUCCUGUUUUUUAAUGAAGGAGUGUCAUACAUUAUAUUUUAUUCUGGAACUACAAUCCAGCAUGACACAUAGUCUGAAACUCAUAAGAGAAUAUUAGAAUGUGUUGAGAAUUAAACAAGUUUCUGAUAGCUACAUUUUAUGUAUAUUCCUUGUAAUAUUUCUGUAUAUAUUUGUACAUAAAGCCAUAGUUGCUGAAAGAGCUUCUUUGUUGUGUGGUACCUGUUUAAAAUUUUUAUUGUGUAUCAUAUGUAAAGUAUUUAUUUUGCUUGAUUAUUUUAAAAUAACUUGUAAUUAUAACAUGCAUCUCUUUUGCUGCUAAGACAAUGGAUGCAUUCUUUGUUGUAUUAUUUGGACAAUAAAAUUUGGUUUCCCUUA
Thrips palmi is the source of this 6732-nucleotide messenger RNA. Its product is annotated as protein sickie-like. Lineage: Eukaryota; Metazoa; Arthropoda; Insecta; Thysanoptera; Thripidae. Gene Ontology annotation, biological process: nervous system development; neurogenesis. The record is from RefSeq and is a predicted model, not a curated record. Gene Ontology annotation, molecular function: ATP binding; ATP hydrolysis activity. Bases 46 to 4782 code for a protein of 1578 amino acids. The transcript is spliced from 21 exons.